This is a messenger RNA of Penicillium canescens, 1760 nucleotides long. RefSeq names its product putative C2H2 finger domain protein. Gene Ontology annotation, cellular component: preribosome, large subunit precursor. The transcript is spliced from 3 exons. The record is from RefSeq and is a predicted model, not a curated record. Gene Ontology annotation, molecular function: nucleic acid binding; zinc ion binding. Gene Ontology annotation, biological process: ribosomal large subunit biogenesis. NCBI's taxonomy places the organism in Eukaryota, Fungi, Ascomycota, Eurotiomycetes, Eurotiales, Aspergillaceae. Bases 132 to 1517 code for a protein of 461 amino acids.
GGAGUUUUUGCUGUCAAGAAUCUCUCUGCUUUACAUCCAUCCCCGUCCCAUCACUUUUGGCGGCUUUCACCAUCAAAUUCAUUUCUGAUCGAUCGAAAACAACCAAACCAAGGCCUAAUCAGAGCCUUCGCAUGUACCCCGCCUGCGAUAAAUAUUCAUCCCACAACCAAGGAAAACCCACCAUUUCCAACAACCUCGAUCAAACAUCCAACAUGUCCUCCAACCAGGACACCGCGGCGUCUUCGCUGCAAUACACCUGCAACACCUGUCUCGUCGCCUUCCAUCGCAGCGAUGCGCAGAGAGAUCACAUGCGGAAAGAUUGGCAUCUAUACAACAUGAAGCGCCGCAUCGCUUCCUUGCCUCCCGUUUCACUUGAAGUUUUCAACGAAAAAGUCUUGGCCGCCAAAGCUACAUCCACCGAGGCCGCCGCCAAGGCUUCAUACGAAAAGUCCUGCCACACUUGCAACAAGGCCUUUUACAGCGAGAACUCCUACCAAAAUCACAUCAAAAGUGCAAAGCACAAGCAGCGCGAAGCUCAACUGAGCAAGGACGGCGACUCCGCUUCCGUCAUGAGUUCCGCAUUCUCCCUUGGCGAACCCGUCAAAACCGACGUUAACAACAUUACCGACAACCUCAAGACUACCACCAUUGAAGAACAAAAUGAAGGAGAUGAGGAUACAGAGAUGGAGGAAUUUUCCGCAGCUCGCUGCCUUUUCUGCAAGGACAAGUCUGACGACAUUCACGCCAACGUCGAGCACAUGUUCAAGACUCAUGGCAUGUUCAUCCCAGAGAGAGAAUAUUUGGCAGAUCUCGACGGUCUUGUGCAUUAUCUCUACCGCAAGAUCACGGAGAACUCCGAAUGUCUUUACUGUCACACCAUCAAAGACAACCCCCAUGCUAUCCAAGCCCACAUGCGCGACAAGAGCCACUGCAUGAUUGCAUUUGAAACAGAAGACGAACAAAUCGAAAUCGGACAAUACUAUGACUUCCGGAGCACCUACUCCGACGGCGAGGACGAAUCCGCACCCGAGGAGGGCGGCGUCAAAGUCAACCGCUCAGAUGCUGAUGACCAGGGAUGGGAAACUGAGAGUUCUGCAUCUUCAGUGGACGAAGACGAUAUCGAUUACCACCGAAAGGCACCAAUCGCCGUUGAAGACGACUACGAGCUUCACCUUCCAUCAGGAAAGACUGUCGGUCACCGCUCGCUCAACGUUUACUACCGCCAGAACCUACACAACUACCCCACAGCCGCUGAACGGGCCGAGCGCCAGUUGGCCAUUGAAAACGGAGAAAUUGAAGAAGAGCCCCGCGGCCGCCCCAACCACCACCGUGCCCUCACUACCCGCGCCAACGGUGGCCUGGGUAUGGUCGGAGCCUCCGAAGAACAGAAGCAAGCCGCUCGCGUUGCAGAGCGCCGCGAAAGAACCCGUGGCAUGCGCCAGGAAAACCGCCAUCUUGCACGCGUCCAGAAAGGCGCCAACCACCAGAAGCACUUCCGCGACCCUCUUCUCCAAUGAUUGCUUCAAUCGCUUUACACCAACGAGAACUACAUCUACCUUGUUCCCGCUUUUCGGUAUCAUUCGCGACAAAAUAUCCGCCAACAUCUCACGUCAUCGACACCAUCGCAGAUCUACGGCUUGCACGCUCAUCAAAACCCAGGCCCUCAAGACUGCUCAACUUUUGGCAACUCAUGGACUAUUCGCAGCCUAGCGAUAAACCGACAACUGGGGUACUCUUUCCGUGUCGGGUCAUUUUCUCAA